GUCAGCCAAUUUUGCUGCACUUGCUUCAACUAGAAGAGUUUAAAUCUCCUGUUAAUUUUUUUUCUUCUCUCUCUCUUUUUUUUUACCAAAGGGUUUCAUUCUUUCUUUACUUGCUUAAAACUUGAUAUAUAUACUUUCAAGUUCUCUCUCUAUCUGUCUUAGUUUUUUCUUCUCUUCCAUACUAGCAAAGGCUCUGAAGAGCUGAGCCUUUCUGCCACCUUCUUUGCUUAAUAUAUUAGCUAUUCAGGCAAAUGCCACCAAGAUCAACAUCUCAAUUCCUUAUAUUGGUUCUUCAUGCUUAGGUGAUCUCUUUCUCUGAGAAGAAGAAGAAGAAGAAGAAGAAGAAGAAGAAAGCUUAUAGCAGUGAUCAUCAUGAGUGGAAAUGGCAUGGCCUUCUUCCCUACAAACUUCAUGCUUCAAACCCCAAGUGAAGAAGAUCAUCAUCAUCAUCAUAAUCAUAAUCAUAAUCAUAAUCAUCACCAUCACCCUCCGAGCUCUCUCAAUCCGAUCAAUCUGCCUCCGUGCACACCUCAAGAAUUUCAUGGAGUUGCGUCGUUUUUAGGUAAGAGAUCGGUGUCGUUUUCGGGUAUCGAGCUAGGAGAAGAAGGUAAUGGAGGAGAAGAUGAUUUAUCCGAUGAUGGAUCUCAAGCAGGGGAAAAGAAGAGGAGACUUAAUAUGGAACAGGUUAAGACACUUGAGAAGAACUUCGAACUGGGGAAUAAGCUUGAGCCAGAAAGGAAAAUGCAGCUAGCUAGAGCUCUUGGUCUGCAACCGAGACAGAUUGCUAUUUGGUUUCAGAAUAGGAGAGCUAGAUGGAAGACUAAACAGCUUGAGAAAGAUUAUGAUCUUCUCAAGAGACAAUUUGAAGCUAUCAAAGCAGACAACGAUGUUCUCCAAGCUCAGAACCAGAAACUUCAAGCAGAGAUAUCGGCUCUGAAAAAUAGAGAGCCAACUGAAUCAAUAAACCUGAAUAAAGAAACAGAUCAAGGGUCUUGCAGCAACAGAAGUGACAAUAGCUCAGAUAUUAAGUUGGAUAUCUCAAGAACACCGGCAGCCAUAGACAGCCCACUUUCAAGUCAUCCAAGGGCUCUCUUUCCAACCUCCAUGAGGCCCAGUUCGGGUCAUCAUGUGGCUCAGCUCUUCCAGACCUCGUCAUCAGCAAGAUCAUCAGAUCAACAGCUCCAAUAUCAGAAGAAUGAUCAUCAUCAUCACGUGGUCAAAGAAGAGAGCUUAAGCAAUAUGUUUUGUGGUAUUGAUGACCAAUCUGGGUUUUGGCCAUGGCUGGAACAUCAACAUUUUAAUUAAGUUAUGUGGUCGAGACUCUUUGAAAGAGAGAGGACAUCUUAAGAGUCGAAUAUAUUGGGUUAAAAGAUAUAUGUUACACCACCAUGAAUGUGCGCAAGGUGAUAUAAAAGAUGAUCAAUACUGCAACCAACUGCCAUAUCUGUAAUUAAUUAAGUUCGAUAUGUCCAUGUUUUUUGGUACUUGGCCGGGAGAGUGUUGUUGUAUAAAGUAGAUAUAUAUAUAUAUAUAUAUAUUAUAUCAUCACCAUUAAGUCUUACUAGCUACUUGAGUUUUUUUUUUCUCCCAGUGGGGGCUGAUUACAAUCUUUAAUGGAGGAUUAAUAAAGGGUUCUUUGUUUUUGAA
This is a messenger RNA of Humulus lupulus (European hop), 1647 nucleotides long. RefSeq names its product homeobox-leucine zipper protein ATHB-13-like. NCBI's taxonomy places the organism in Eukaryota, Viridiplantae, Streptophyta, Magnoliopsida, Rosales, Cannabaceae. Bases 373 to 1305 code for a protein of 310 amino acids. The record is from RefSeq and is a predicted model, not a curated record. Gene Ontology annotation, molecular function: sequence-specific DNA binding; DNA-binding transcription factor activity, RNA polymerase II-specific. The transcript is spliced from 3 exons. Gene Ontology annotation, cellular component: nucleus. Gene Ontology annotation, biological process: positive regulation of DNA-templated transcription.